ACUGUUGAAAAUAAAAGAUAAUUUAUUUUUUAGACCAUGAUUUAAAUGUCAAAAUUACAUAUUUGUUUUAGUCCUGAACUGGACCUUCAACGCCUCACAUACACAUAAGCUCUCUCCGCAGGAUUCCACAGGCUCUUAGCUCUAAAGAGUCAGCAACACCUCGUGCCACGUCCCAACUGUGCAGGAACCAUGUGGUAUUCCAUUAGAAACAAUCAGCGGAUGGCUUUGAUCAAACAGGGCUACAAAAUCCUAGCCGAGUACCGGCUGGUGCAGGACCACUUGAAGAACAUCUACGCCAUUCCCAGUUAUGCCAGUGGACUGCACUGGUUCGGAGUGAUAUUCGUGCACAGUGGAAUCUAUGCGGGGAGCAUGUUUCGCUUCUCGAUAUUGUUGCCGGAAAACUUUCCCGAUGACACCAUCCUGCCCACGGUGAUCUUCAAUGCGGCGAUCUUCCAUCCGCACAUCUGUCCGCACUCUAAGAGCCUGGAUCUGGGGCCCUGCUUUAAGGAGUGGCGCAAGGAUCAGCACCACAUUUGGCACCUACUCCGGUAUAUUCAGGCCGUUUUCGCCGAUCCCGAGGGCAGUAUCUGCACUGGAAAGUCCCCAUCCGGCGAUCUUGUCGUCCUCGAUGAGGUAAACAACUUGGAGGCCCUCAACAUGCUGGCCAAGAGCCGGCCGGAGUACAUAAAACGGAUUCAGGAACUGGCCAUAUCCUCCCGUAGGCAUAUGUACGACAAACCCAUGAUCGAAGACCCGCACUAUAUCAUUGUGGAGCCUUACUGCGCUGAGCGGCAUCUGAGGUUCAUGGAGCAGCUGAAGAGUCCCAGCUGGCGGGAGGCCACAUGUGAGGAUGAUUCCCCGCCUGCGGAGCUCCUGGGUCACAUCGAUUCCUCCAGGCAGCUGGACGAGGAUGAGGCCAAUCAGCGGGGGAAGCUUCAAGCCGCUACUACGGAUCUUCAGCAUGGGGCUAGGUGUUCAGUGGCACAAUGAAAGGAAGCUGAAACAUGUCAUGAACAAACACCAAUACUAAAUAAAUUUAAUAAAUUUUAA
Molecule: messenger RNA, 1050 nt
Organism: Drosophila ananassae
Lineage: Eukaryota; Metazoa; Arthropoda; Insecta; Diptera; Drosophilidae
Product: protein crossbronx-like
Exons: 1
Coding region: 190-990 (266 amino acids)
Source: RefSeq, a predicted model, not a curated record